Molecule: messenger RNA, 2559 nt
Organism: Trypanosoma cruzi
Lineage: Eukaryota; Euglenozoa; Kinetoplastea; Trypanosomatida; Trypanosomatidae
Product: DNA topoisomerase III, putative
Exons: 1
Coding region: 1-2559 (852 amino acids)
Biological process (GO): DNA topological change
Cellular component (GO): nucleus
Molecular function (GO): DNA binding; DNA topoisomerase type I (single strand cut, ATP-independent) activity
Source: RefSeq, a predicted model, not a curated record
AUGGGCCGCACCGUACUGAUGGUGGCGGAGAAACCCUCCCUUGCGGAGAGUAUCGCGUUUCAUCUUUCCAACGGUCAGGCAGCGAAGCGGUCACGUGCGUUGCCAGUGUAUGAGUAUUCGGGUUAUUUCUUCAAUACUCCUGCCUAUUUCAAGGUCACCAGCACGACCGGUCAUGUCUUCUCCUGUGACUUCACGCCGCAGCACCAGAGCUGGGAUCGCACGGAGGAAGAGGACCUCUUCAGCGCUCCUGUGGUUUGGAAGGACGAGGCGGGCAAAGUCAGCCGACAUCUCGCACAUGAAGCAGAGGGAUGCGACACGCUUGUGCUUUGGCUUGACUGCGACCGUGAGGGGGAAAAUAUCUGCUUUGAGGUUAUGCAGGUGGUUCGGCGAAGCAUUCACGACAUGCGGGAUAUUUGGCGUGCCAAAUUCUCUGCCAUCACCCGUGAGGAAAUCACGCAUGCCUUUUUACAUUUGGGAAAGCCUAAUAAAAAUGUUUCUGACGCUGUCACUUGCAGGCAGGAGUUGGACCUGAAGGUGGGUGUUGCCUUCACGCGCUACCAAACAAAGUACUUCCAAGGCAAAUAUGGCGAUCUGGACUCCAGCGUGGUCAGUUACGGUCCCUGUCAGACACCAACACUGGCGUUUUGUGUCCAGAGACAUGAUGAGAUUUUGAACUUUAAGCCAGAGAACUAUUGGAAAUUGGUGCCUGUUUCCAAUCGAUUUGGGUCCUUAAUGACAUUUGACUGGGCUCGCGGUCGUGUGUUUGAUGAUUUAAUGGCACGUUUGUUGCAUCAAAAGGUGUCCCACCAUAGAGCUGCGAAGGUCACGGAUGUCUCCGUGGGAGUUGACACUCGGGCGAGGCCUACUGCUCUCAACACCGUCGAGUUGAUGAAAGUUGCGAGCAAAGCCCUCGGUAUGGGCCCACAUCACGCCAUGCAGAUAGCGGAGAAUCUGUACAUUGGUGGCUACAUUUCUUACCCACGCACCGAAUCCACUGCCUAUCCGUCGUCAUUCAACUUUAUGGCUGCCCUCACCGCGCAGGAGCGAAGCCCAAUUUGGGGGAAUUAUGUUCAAGAGCUGCUCGCGCAUGGACACACGCGACCAAAGGCAGGCAAGGAUGCCGGUGAUCAUCCUCCCAUCACACCGAUGCGUUUAGCAACUCCUCAGGAGUUAUCCGGUGAUUCGUGGCGGCUGUACGAAUACAUCGCACGUCAUUUUAUUGCAAGCCUCUCACCGGAUUGUAAAUUGACUCGGACGAAACUUUUGAUUGAAAUUGGUGGGGAGUUGUUUAGCUUCACCGGGAAGGUGGUGGAGGAUCCGGGAUUUACGACAGUACUUCCCCAGUUUGCCGUAAAAGACGAUAAAGUACCAACAAACAUUCAGGUUGGGAGUGAUUUUCCCAUUUCGGAUGUUCGACUGCAGGCGGGCCAAACACAGCCGCCAGGAUACCUGACCGAGGCUGACCUCAUUGGUCUUAUGGAGAAACAUGGCAUCGGCACGGAUGCGUCCAUAUCGCAGCAUGUAAACAAUAUUGUAGAGCGUGGCUACUGUGCAGUAAAACCAGGUCGUGUCAUGGAGCCCACGAAACUUGGGGUGGUUUUGAUUCAUGGCAUCAAGAGCAUUGAUCCAGAGCUGGUUUUACCAUUGGUUCGAAGCAAGGUGGAAGAGUAUGUGACUUGUAUUGCCGAGGGUCGUGCCUCACUGGAUGAGGUGCUUUCCUAUUCACUGGACCUUUUUUUUGGGAAGUUUCGCUUCUUUAAACAAAACAUUGAACGAUUUGAUGCCCUUAUGGGGGCCUCCUUUUCAUCGCUCUCUGCUUUAGGGAAACCUAUCACUCGGUGCGGAAACUGUAUGCGGUAUCUGAAGCACCUAGAGGCCAGACCGCAACGUUUGUAUUGUGCCUACUGCGAGGUUACCUACGAGUUACCCCAGGGAGGGACCAUUAAACAAUACUCUAGCUUUAAAUGCCCAUUAGACAACUUUGAGCUUGUCAUUUGUCAUGUGGAUGGGGGGAAGUCUUUCCCCAUAUGCCCCAAUUGCUAUAACAACCCACCAUUUGAAGACAUUCAAAAACAGAGAGGAGGACGACAGCAUAUGGCAUGCGAUGAGUGUCGUCACCCUGUAUGCUACCAUUCCCUGGCUACGAACUAUGUGGCCGAUUGUGUGGAUGAGCGGUGUGACGGAUGCAUGGCAUUUGUUCCCCGCACCUCAGGAAAAUGGAAGAUCUGCUGCAACCAUUGUACCAUGAUGAUUCUUCUUCCACCCACCGCUCAGCGUGUAUACGUAAGCCCAGAAGAGUGUAGCGAGUGUGGUGCCAUGAUGAUGGAUUUACAGUUUCCCGAAGGAAAAUCGCCACUUCCAAACCGCAAAGAUCGCAUUGUGGCAUGUGUGUUCUGCGAACCCACCCUAAACUCAAACGUGACUGAGGUCCGAGGGCGCUUGGGCAACUUCAGCCGACGCGGGGGAAGAGGUGGAGGAGGCGGUGGCGGUGCUCGCGGUCGCGGUCGGGGACGGGGACGCGGCGGUAGGGGCAGAGGAGGGAGCAGGGGCCGGUAUUAA